CCAGAGUCCAGAUUGCCUCGCUCUGGUUCCGUCGGUGAGAGAAGAAAUAUAUAUAAAGGCUCCGCAGUUACGAUCUGCCAUUAGAAACCUAGUACCUCUGCUGGUUUCCGGGAAUACUCUCUGAAACCCCCCUUUCUCUCUUUCUCCCUCUGCAAUUAAUUAUUCAUUCCAGUGUUUCUUCAAUUCAUGGCGGCCUUAAACCGCCUGCUAAGAGCGAAAGAGUUGUCGUUGUCAUCGUCGUAUUCAUGGAUGACAACUACUUGUUUGAGGAGGAACUUGUUUUCAACCGCAGUUUCCGAAGCAGCUGCAGCUGAGCUCCACCGUGCUCCAUCUUCUUCGUCGCCGCCGCUCAUCAAAGCCUUCCCAGUGCGUCGAGAUCCAAAGGAAAGGAACGUGCAGUGGGUGUUCCUGGGCUGCCCAGGCGUAGGGAAGGGAACCUACUCCAGUCGUCUCUGUAGCCUCCUAGGUGUCCCUCACAUCGCCACUGGUGAUCUGGUUCGCGAGGAGCUCUCCUCCUCCGGCCCCCUCUCCAAACAGCUUGCAGAGAUUGUAAAUCAAGGCAAAUUGGUUUCGGAUGAAAUCAUAUUAAAUUUAUUGUCUCAGCGACUUGAAGCUGGAGAAGCCAAGGGUGAAUCAGGUUUCAUUCUUGAUGGUUUCCCUCGAACAAUAAGACAAGCGGAAAUAUUGGAGGAUGUGACUGACAUUGAUUUAGUUAUUAACCUAAAGCUCCGGGAAGAUGUACUUCUUGAGAAAUGCCUUGGAAGAAGGAUUUGCAGCCAGUGUGGUGGGAACUUCAAUGUCGCAAAUAUUGAUAUCAAGGGUGAGAAUGGGAGACCUGGAAUAUACAUGGCUCCACUUCUUCCCCCUCCGCAUUGUGCAUCAAAGCUCAUCACCCGAUCCGAUGAUACAGAGGCAGUUGUGAAAGAACGACUUCGUAUAUAUGAUGAAAUGAGCCAGCCCGUAGAGGAGUUCUAUCGCAGUCGAGGAAAGUUGUUGGAGUUUGAUCUACCAGGAGGGAUCCCUGAAUCUUGGCCUAAGUUGCUGCAAGCUCUGAACCUUGAUGACCAUGAUGACAAACAGUCUGCAGCAGCAUGAGUUCCUAUCAUGUGGAAUGGAUUCUCAAAUGUGAGUAGGUCAUUCUUCGCAUGCAUAGGAUGUACAUGCACAGUAAUUUGACAGAAAAACAAUACAUUUUUUUCUCUCUGUCCUAAAUAAAAGCUUCAAAUCUGGUCAGACAUUUAAUGAGAUGGCUGCCUAGUUGAGCUUUGAAGAUAUGUAGUACAUCAGAAUUUGGUCUAUUAUUUGGAGAAGUAUAAGGGUAAACAUCACUAUUAUUCUGAGUGGUGAAGGAU
Molecule: messenger RNA, 1352 nt
Organism: Telopea speciosissima
Lineage: Eukaryota; Viridiplantae; Streptophyta; Magnoliopsida; Proteales; Proteaceae
Product: adenylate kinase 1, chloroplastic-like
Exons: 4
Coding region: 187-1095 (302 amino acids)
Biological process (GO): nucleobase-containing compound metabolic process
Cellular component (GO): cytoplasm; mitochondrion
Molecular function (GO): AMP kinase activity; ATP binding
Source: RefSeq, a predicted model, not a curated record